Molecule: messenger RNA, 2110 nt
Organism: Spizellomyces punctatus DAOM BR117
Lineage: Eukaryota; Fungi; Chytridiomycota; Chytridiomycetes; Spizellomycetales; Spizellomycetaceae
Exons: 5
Coding region: 981-1772 (263 amino acids)
Biological process (GO): ribosome biogenesis
Cellular component (GO): ribonucleoprotein complex
Source: RefSeq, a predicted model, not a curated record
UUGCUCCUGCACCAACGCGACUUUCUUCUUUCAGAUCUACAUGCCACCAAUCUUAACUCUCAAAUUGAAAGACCGAGCCUUUCCAACGCUGGGAAUGAAUUCACCGAUUACGAGCUCUUGAUGGCUGGUUUCAAUAUGCUCAAGAUUGUGGUGAAGAUUGGCAUGGUUAUUUCGUCUGUUGACGACUUUCAGUCAGACAAGUUCACUUAAAAUGAUGACCUGGGAGGGAAACGAUAAAACUGAAGAUUACUUUCGGUUUUGGUGCAUAUUGACAGCUGUGGCGGUUAUGGAAGACGCCGAGUGGGUCAUUCUACUUAAAAUUGAAAGCACGAGGACCAAGCCUACGGUAUACGCAGACUUGAUGGCUAUGAACGGUCUUUGCCUCACAGCCAUCCAAAAUGAUUGAGUCUAGUAUGGAGAGGGUGCAUGAUAUUACGAAUCUGGAUGAAGUCUGUCUCACAUUGGAGACCAACAAAUGGCCGAUAGAGCCAUUCUUUCCUUCAAGCCUUGAUCGCUUGACACUCUCGCUGCCUGACGACCUUGCAAUGUGGAAUUUUCUAAACUGAGUGACCACAGAAAUCCGCACUCGGCGAAUUGAUUCUCGUUAAAGGGAUCUGCAUGGUGAUUCUCUAAGCUACAGGCACCUCCAUCCAGUUUUAUAAUUCGUGGCGAUACAGCCGCUACCGCUAAAUCGCGAACGCCCUCCUAGACUUUCCUCUAUACAUGCAAUACUGAUAUCUUCAUUGAUUAUAGUUAUUAGUGCCCUUCAAAAGUAGCAAAGGGGGAGAGAUAGCUACAGGCGUAAAUUACCUUUGGAUAUCCAGCAGCAGAUGGCUACAGCAACCGGGAUGUGACUAAGCACUGCGCCACGCCUAUGUUGGGGGCAGCGACAAAACUCGUCUAUCGACCAUUACGGUAGUUCCUUCUCUUGAACCACCCGCCAUCUCCUCGAUCGUCCAUCCCGGAGCAGCGAAUUCAUCAUGCCCAAAGCCGUCGGCAAGUCCAAGAAGCCCGCUCCCGCUCCUUACCCUGCCAAGGGUCAGGCCGUUGCUAAAAAGGCCAAGAACCCUUUGAUUGAGAAGCGUUCCAGGAACUUUGCUAUCGGCCAGGACAUUCAGCCCAAGCGUGACCUUAGCCGUUUCGUCAAGUGGCCCCAGUACGUGCGCCUUCAGCGCCAAAAGGCCAUCCUCAAGCAGCGCUUGAAGGUUCCCCCAGCGAUCAACCAGUUCACCAAGACCUUGGACAAGAACACUGCCACUCAGUUGUUCAAGCUCUUGAACAAGUACCGCCCUGAGUCCAAGCAGGAGAAGAAGACCCGUUUGACUACUGCUGCCGAGGCUGUUGCUGCUGGCAACAAGGUUGACCAAGGCAAGAAGCCCGUUGUCGUCAAGUACGGUAUCAACCACAUUACUGCUCUGGUUGAGGCCAAGAAGGCUCAGCUGGUUGUCAUUGCUCACGAUGUCGACCCCAUUGAGAUUGUCAUCUGGCUUCCUGCCCUUUGCCGCAAGAUGGGUGUCCCAUACUGCAUUGUCAAGUCCAAGUCCCGGCUCGGUACUGUUGUCCACAAGAAGACCGCUACCGCUAUUGCUUUGACCGAGGUGAAGCCCGAGGACAAGCACGAGCUUGCUGCCCUUGUUGGUGCUGUCAAGACCAACUACAAUGACAAAUUCGAGGAGAUCCGCAAGACCUGGGGUGGUGGUAUCAUGGGUCAAAAGUCUAACAACAAGACUGCGGCCAAGGAGGCCAAGGCCGCCAAGGAGAUCCGGGUGUAAGAUGUUUUGUAUAAGCAUAUCAAAUAUACAGAUUCUUCACACCGAAUAUACCCCGUCUCUGGUUUUGCACCCUUAAGGAAUUUCCGUGCAACUGAUCAAAAAUGAUAUGAAGUGAUGUAUUCGUGAACUGCUUUGAACGAUUCUUUUUUCUGACAAACAGUGGCAAUGGAAGGAAUACAGAAAAAAAUUCAAAAUUGCGAAAACUAACUUUUGUACAACGAGUUUUGAACCAUUCCCUAUUUUUUGCUUGCAGAGAUUCUGCAGCGGUGAAAAAAUGGACUACAUGCGUAACAUGAUGAAUGCGGUGUUCAGGCAACCGCCGCCAGCCUCUGCGGCUC